AUACCUGAUAAUCAAUUUUAAUCUGAAAAUCUUAAACAACAACAGUAACAACAAAGUCUGAAUUAUAACAAGAAUAAUAGGAAAAUAGUAAGAAAAAAAGAGAAUAAAAGAUAAAUCAUGGCAAGUGUUAAUGUAAAUCGUAAUCUAACCGAUCAAUUUUAUCGUUAUAAAAUGCCAAAAUUAUUGGCAAAAGUUGAAGGAAAAGGAAAUGGUAUUAAAACAGUUAUUGUUAAUAUGGUUGAUAUUGCUAAAGCAUUGAAUCGUCCACCAAUGUAUCCAACCAAAUAUUUUGGCUGUGUACUUGGUGCACAAGUAAAUUGUGAUGUAAAAAAUGAACGUUAUAUUGUAAAUGGUUCACAUGAUGCAACACGUUUACAAGAUUUAUUGGAUGGUUUUAUAAAAAAAUAUGUACUUUGUGCUUCUUGUGAUAAUCCUGAAACAACAUUAUUGGUUAAUCAAAAAAAAGGUACAAUUAGUGCAUCAUGUAAAGCAUGUGGACAUUUAAGUACAAUUAGUUCACAAGAUAAAUUAACAACAUAUAUUCUGAAAUGUCCACCUGAUCAACAACAUAAUGCACCCGGUGCAUCAGUUAGUAAACGAAAGAAAAAAGAACGUGAUGAUACAAAAUAUCGUAAAGAUGGACAAAAUGGUCGUAGUGGUAGCCCGCAACAUGAUUCAGAUGAAGCAACAACAACAUUAAAUGAAACAAAUGGUGGUGAACAAAAAAUCGAUCCAGAUAAUGAUUGGUGUGAUCCAACAGAUGUUGCCGAAGAUCUGGAUAAUAGUGCAUUGAAAAAAUUAACAUUGAAUGAAGAUUUAGAAAAAUCUGUUCAUCAACGAAUGCAAAUUUUUUAUGAUUUUGUUAAGGAAAAAAUACCAACAAAUGGACCGAUUGAUGUUUCAAUACAAAAAGAAAUUGUUGCUGAAGCUGAACGUUUAGAUGUAAAAGAUAAAGGUGUUAUUGUACUUUGUGAAGUUUUAUUUCGUGAUCCGAUUAAAAUUCAGGAAAAAAUUAAAACAAAUCGACAUUUAUUUUUACGCUUUACAAUGGAUAAUCCAAAAUGUCAAAAAUAUUUGAUACGUGGUUUUGAAUUGACUGUAAAAGAAUUUCCAAAUGAAUUACUUCCACGUGUUGCAAUGAUUUUGAAAACAUUUUAUGAUUUUGAUAUUUUGGAUGAAAAAGUUUUAAUCGAUUGGGCUGAUAAGAAAAAAUCUGCCGUCAAAGAAUUGGGAACACAAAUUUUUGAAAAAGCACAAAAAUUUAUUGAUUGGCUUAAAAUUGCCGAAGAAGAAGAUGAUGAUGAUGAUGAUGAUGAUGAUGAAGAGGAUGAAGUACAAGUUGUUUAUGAUGAACGAAUUCGACCGGAUAAAAUUAUUGAAUUGGAAGAUAGUAAAAAACAAACGGAAGAGCUGAAAAAAUCAUCUGAAACUAGAGAUAAAGAUUUGGAUAUUGAUAUUGAUGCUAUUUAAAUGCAGUCAAUACUAAUGGUUUUUUAAAAUCGAAUUUGAAAAGCACCAGGCAAACAAACAAAA
Molecule: messenger RNA, 1533 nt
Organism: Dermatophagoides pteronyssinus (European house dust mite)
Lineage: Eukaryota; Metazoa; Arthropoda; Arachnida; Sarcoptiformes; Pyroglyphidae
Biological process (GO): microtubule-based movement; translational initiation
Cellular component (GO): kinesin complex; cytoplasm
Molecular function (GO): kinesin binding; translation initiation factor activity
Source: RefSeq, a predicted model, not a curated record